AUGUCGGGGGUGUGGGUUUUCAGCAAUGGUGUUGUCCGUCUGGUGGAGAAUCCUGGUGAGUAUCAAGGUUCUAGUUCUCGUCGCAAAGUGCUCGUCCAUCUGGCAAGUAAUGAAGUCAUAACAUCGUAUUCUGUCCUCGAGAGCAAGCUGCAAUCUCUGGGAUGGGAGAGAUACUAUGAUGAUCCUGACCUCCUUCAGUUCCAUAAGAGAUCAACUAUUGACCUCAUCUCUCUUCCCAAGGACUUUAGAAAGUUCAAGUCCAUGCAUAUGUAUGAUAUUGUCGUCAAGAAUCGUGAUGAGUUUGAAGUUAGGGACAUGCAAUAA
This is a messenger RNA of Coffea eugenioides, 324 nucleotides long. Its product is annotated as flowering-promoting factor 1-like. NCBI's taxonomy places the organism in Eukaryota, Viridiplantae, Streptophyta, Magnoliopsida, Gentianales, Rubiaceae. The record is from RefSeq and is a predicted model, not a curated record. Gene Ontology annotation, biological process: regulation of flower development. The transcript has a single exon. Bases 1 to 324 code for a protein of 107 amino acids.